Chrysochloris asiatica (Cape golden mole) is the source of this 996-nucleotide messenger RNA. RefSeq names its product pyrroline-5-carboxylate reductase 1 (gene PYCR1). The record is from RefSeq and is a predicted model, not a curated record. Gene Ontology annotation, biological process: L-proline biosynthetic process. The transcript is spliced from 8 exons. Gene Ontology annotation, molecular function: pyrroline-5-carboxylate reductase activity. Bases 3 to 965 code for a protein of 320 amino acids. NCBI's taxonomy places the organism in Eukaryota, Metazoa, Chordata, Mammalia, Afrosoricida, Chrysochloridae.
CCAUGAGCGUGGGCUUCAUCGGGGCCGGCCAGCUGGCCUUCGCCCUGGCCAAGGGCUUCAUAUCAGCAGGUGUCCUGGCUGCCCACAAGAUAAUGGCUAGUUCCCCAGACAUGGACUUGGCCACAGUCUCUGCCCUCAGGAAGAUGGGGGUGACCCUGACACCCCACAACAAGGAGACAGUACAGCACAGUGAUGUGCUUUUCCUGGCAGUGAAACCGCACAUCAUCCCCUUCAUCCUGGACGAGAUCGGCGCUGACAUUCAGGACCGACACAUUGUGGUGUCCUGUGCUGCUGGUGUUACUAUCAGCUCCAUCGAGAAGAAGCUGACAACCUUCCAACUGGCCCCCAAAGUCAUCCGCUGCAUGACCAACACGCCGGUGGUUGUACGGGAGGGUGCCACUGUGUAUGCCACAGGGACCCACGCCCAGGUGGAGGAUGGUCAGCUGCUGGAGCAGCUCCUAGGCAGCGUGGGCUUCUGCACUGAGGUGGAGGAGGAUCUCAUCGAUGCUGUCACAGGGCUCAGCGGCAGUGGCCCCGCCUACGCAUUCACCGCGCUAGAUGCCCUGGCUGAUGGCGGUGUGAAGAUGGGGCUCCCGCGGCGCCUGGCGGUCCGCCUCGGAGCUCAGGCCCUGCUGGGAGCCGCCAAGAUGCUACUGGACUCGGAGCAGCACCCAGGUCAGCUCAAGGACAACGUCUGUUCCCCCGGGGGUGCUACCAUCCACGCUCUGCAUGUGCUGGAAAGCGGUGGUUUUCGCUCGUUGCUCAUAAACGCCGUGGAGGCCUCCUGCAUCCGCACACGGGAGCUACAGUCCGUGGCUGACCAGGAGAAGGUCUCACCUGCCGCCAUCAAAAAGACGGUUCUGGACAAGGUGAAGCUGGAUGCCCCUGUGGGGGUCUCACUGUCCCCUUCUAGCCACACCAAGCUGCUCCCCCGCAGCCUGGCCCCAGCCUGCAAGAAGGACUGAUGCCACCCACCGGCCUGCAAGACCACCUUCC